AUGGUUGAAGAUAUAAUUGAACUAUUUCGUGAUGCUGAUCCAUUUAAGACAUGGUGGCCAUUUAUAAUUGCAUUCUUAGUUUUUAUAGUGAUGACAAUAAAGGCUUAUAUGGCAGGUCAAAAUUGUCCAACUGAAAUUACAAUUAAUGAUUCAGUUGUUCUUGUAACUGGUGCUGAUGGCGGUAUUGGAAGAGAAAUUGUCAAAGAAUUGGCUAAACGUGGGGGUCAUAUUAUCAUGUGCUGUAAAAAUUUUGAUAAUGGAGAGAACAUAAAGAAGAAUAUAAUGAAAUGCUUACCAAAAGCACGUAUUGAUGUUCGUCAGCUUGAUUUAUGUUUAUUUGAAAGUGUUACAAAAUUGGUUAAUUCAAUUGAAACGGAUUACAGCAAAAUUGAUGUAAUAAUAAAUAAUGCUGGUGUUACUUUUCAUCCAUUUAAAAAAACUGCAGAUGGAUUCGAGACACAUUUGCAACUGAAUUACUUGAGCCAUUUCUUAUUGUCAUAUCUCUUGAUCCCCAUGCUAAAAAAAUCCAAUCAAGGACGUAUUAUAAACGUUGCAGCACAUGCAUACGCGACAGGAAAAAUGAGUAUUGAUGAUCCUUUAUCAAACUUAUCAACAUUUCAUCCACGAGAUGCGUUUGCUCAUUCAAAAUUAGCAAUUGUAUUAAGCACAAAAAUGUUGGCUAAACUUUUAAAAUCAACACAAAUUACUGUCAACUGCUUGACACCUGGUUUAGUCCGUGGAACCAAUCACAUGAGACAGUCACCAAUCAUGCGAUCCUUUUCAGCAAAAAUUUUAAUGCUUCCUUGGAUGUGGAUUUUUAUGAAAACACCUAAUCUAGGUGCACAAACAGCUAUUUAUCUUGCUACUGAUAAUUCAUUAUCGACCGUUACUGGAGAAUAUUUUAAUGAUUGUGAAAAGUCGGAUGUAGUCGAUAUUGUAAAGGACGAAGAACUUGGAAAUAAACUGUUAACCGAAACCUUGCGUGCUUUGAAACUCGAUGGAGCUAACCUGAAUAGUUCGAUUGAAAAAAUUAAUGACUCAAAGAAAAAAGUUUAAUUUAAGUGUAGUAAACAGCAUGAGUAAUAUUCUUUUUAAAUAAACAUUUCUAAAAUAAAUGGCGUAAAGUCGGU
Chironomus riparius is the source of this 1130-nucleotide messenger RNA. The record is from the annotation of a GenBank genome assembly. Lineage: Eukaryota; Metazoa; Arthropoda; Insecta; Diptera; Chironomidae.